AGGCGGCUCGCUCGUUCUGCGAUCCAUUGAGAGCGCCUUCUUAGAGCCCUGUGUAGAUGUCGGGGAGGGAGGGAAGAUGGCUGCCACAGCGGCGGGCGGCCUGGUGGGGAAGGGGCGCGACAUCAGCCUAGCAGCCCUGCAGCGCCACGACCCCUAUAUCAACUGCAUCGUGGACGUCGCCAGCCAGGUGGCUCUGUACACUUUCGGCCAUCGGGCCAACGAGUGGGAGAAGACUGAUGUGGAAGGAACCUUGUUUGUUUAUACGAGGUCUGCUUCUCCAAAGCAUGGAUUCACCAUUAUGAAUAGGCUAAGCAUGGAGAAUAGGACAGAGCCCAUUACUAAAGACCUGGAUUUCCAACUCCAGGACCCUUUCCUUCUCUACAGAAAUGCCAGAUUGUCCAUUUAUGGAAUUUGGUUUUAUGAUAAGGAAGAAUGCCAAAGAAUUGCAGAACUUAUGAAAAACCUAACACAGUAUGAGCAGUUGAAAGCCCACCAGGGAGCUGGAGCAAGACUCUCCCCAAUGAUCCUCAAUUCAGGAGAGGGCGCAGAAGUAGAUAUCUUGCAAAUGCUCACCAAGGCCAAAGAUGAAUACACAAAGUGUAAAACCUGUUCUGAGCCAAAAAAGAUAGCCAGUUCAUCUGCCAUCUAUGACAACCCCAAUCUCAUCAAACCAAUUCCGGUGAAACCCAGUGAAAACCAGCAGCAGCGCAUACCUCAGCCCAGCCAGAUCUUAGACCCUGAGCCCCAGCACUUAUCCUUAACAGCUCUGUUUGGGAAGCAGGACAGAGCUGUGUGUCAGGAAGCUGCGGAGCCUCCGGAGCCUCCGCUGUCCCUCCAGCAGCAGCAGCAGCAGCAGCAGCAAGAGAAGCUUCCAGUUAGGCAGGGGGUUGUACGCUCCCUGUACUAUGAAGAACCCAAGAGACGCUCACCCCCCAUUGAGAAGCAGCUGUGUCCAGCCAUUCAGAAGCUCAUGGUCAGGAGUUCAGACCUGCAUCCAUUGUCAGAGCUGCCUGAACACCAGCCCUGUGAAAAUGGCAUUACCCAUUCUUCAAGGGAAGUUUUUGCUGGACCUGUCCAGCCAGGGUCUCCCCAUAACAUUAGAAUUUCUCAUGGUGCACAAAAUGCUUCCAGAACUCAGAACCUGUUAGAGAAACUUCAGAAUUCUCCAGGGGCAGCAAACUGCAGCCGAGCUCCCACUUCUGCCGCCCCUGUGGCUUCAGGAAAGGGUCUGGCUCAGCCACCACUGGUAUAUUUCAACGGCUCCCUUCCACUUCAGACACUAGGACAUCAGGCUCAUGGGAAGGAACAGGCCACACUCCCGAUACAACCACUCUCCCUCCCUGGUGGUCAGAAUAGUAGUUCUGGAGUGAUCUCCCCUCAAGAGCUGUUGCAGAAGCUCCAGGCCGUGCAGCAGGAGCAGCAGCUGCAUGUGUCCAGCCGCCCAGCCCUGGCCGCUAAGUUUCCUGUGGUCGCUCAGAGCCCUAGAACCGGGCAACCAUUGGAAUCAUGGAUCAACAAGACGUCCAGCACAGAAAAGCAGGCUCCUCUUUUCCAGGUUGGUUCGCCUCAGCACAUCCCUGCUGCAACGGCUCCCUCUCUGCUCAUGACCCCCAUGGUGUUCACACAAUCCACCUGCGCCCCAGCAAAGGAGCGGGAGGGCAGGCUCUUGCCUGCAGGAGGCCCAGAAGCACCUGCAGCCUCCAGCAGCCUCCUCCUGCCUGUGCAGAGCCCGCAGCCCUCUGUGGCCACCAGCACCCCGCUCACCAAACUUCAGCUCCAGGAAGCACUGCUGUACCUCAUCCAGAAUGACGACAACUUCUUAAAUAUAAUCUACGAAGCCUAUCUCUUCAGCAUGACACAAGCAGCCAUGAAAAAGACUAUGUGAAAACCAAUCCUUUUACAACUGAUUUUCAAGUUCCUUUUAGAACUCCAGCACAAGGUUCCUUCUUUGUCAAGUGGUGUUACCCUUAAUGUUUCCACAUUUUUAAAAAAGUAUGUGUAAUAUGAAGUAAAAUGUUUCAGACUUUUU
Messenger RNA from Otolemur garnettii (small-eared galago), 2029 nucleotides. RefSeq names its product decapping mRNA 1B (gene DCP1B). Gene Ontology annotation, molecular function: mRNA binding; enzyme activator activity. Bases 77 to 1885 code for a protein of 602 amino acids. NCBI's taxonomy places the organism in Eukaryota, Metazoa, Chordata, Mammalia, Primates, Galagidae. Gene Ontology annotation, biological process: deadenylation-dependent decapping of nuclear-transcribed mRNA; positive regulation of catalytic activity; deadenylation-independent decapping of nuclear-transcribed mRNA. Gene Ontology annotation, cellular component: P-body. The transcript has 9 exons. The record is from RefSeq and is a predicted model, not a curated record.